This is a messenger RNA of Antechinus flavipes (yellow-footed antechinus), 6381 nucleotides long. It is a transcript of the gene FAM135A, whose product is annotated as family with sequence similarity 135 member A. The coding region runs from base 535 to 5139 and encodes 1534 amino acids. NCBI's taxonomy places the organism in Eukaryota, Metazoa, Chordata, Mammalia, Dasyuromorphia, Dasyuridae. The transcript has 22 exons. The record is from RefSeq and is a predicted model, not a curated record.
GGGGGCUGUCCCGGGCGAAAUCUCACGCAAUCUCAGCUGAAGCAGGAGGCUGGAGAAGGGGGCGGGCGCUGGGCCGGAGUGGGGUGGGGCCGAAGCUCCGUGUGGGGAGGGGGGUACGGUGGCAGCGGGACCUGUUGAUCGCAGGUAGCGCCAAGCUGGCCCGUGGGCUCCCUUGGGCGCUGAGGUAGCCGCGCAUGCUCGCUAGUCGUACUACUGGCUAGACGCGGGGCGGCGGUGACCUACCGGCUCCUACUGGGGAUCCGCUGCGGCUGAGCGAGCGGCGGCGGAGGCGAUGUGAGGGACCCCGGGGGCGGGAUGGUGUUGACUCGGGGGAGGGCUGUAUUCUUCGACAGGACGACGAGCUCCUCCACAGGACUUGGGGUGGGAACCGCCGACCCAGGCGAGAGGAAAAGAAUAUUCUAUUAACAAGAGUAAAUAACUGGAAGGAAAAGAUUUACUAUUUCAUAUAUUAGGAUGAAAUUUUGAUCAGAAGAGUGCUAUUUCUAGCUUUAUCUUCUAUGUAUAAAAUUAAAAAUGACUGAAGUCCAAGCAAUGGUAGAAUUCUCUGUGGAGCUACACAAGUUCUACAAUGUUGAUUUGUUUCAGAGAGGUUUUUACCAAAUUCGGGCUUCAAUGAAAGUUCCUCCAAGAAUUCCCCACAGAUUAGAAGCUAGCUUGUUACAUGCAACAGGUCUGGAUCUAGCCUUUCCAGCUUCUGUUCAUGACAAUGUAAUUUGCAGUAAAAUAUUUCAAAUUCUUUACAAAAAUGAAGAGAUUGUUAUAAAUGAUGUUAUGAUCUUCAAAGUUAAAAUGCUAUUAGAUGAAAAAAAGAUUGAAGAAUCCCUUGAUGAAAUGAAUUUCCUGUUAUCUUUAGAUCUGCACUUCACAGACACAGAUUAUUCGGCAGAUGACUUGAACUCCUUGCAACUAAUAAGUAGCCGAACAUUGAAGCUGCACUUUAGCCUCCAUAGAGGCCUUCAUCAUCAUGUUAAUGUUAUGUUUGAUUAUUUCCAUCUUUCUGUUGUGUCUGUUACAGUCCAUGCAUCAUUGGUUGCACUACAUCAGCCAUUAAUAAGCUUUCCUCGUCCAGUGAAGAAUACGUGGUUAAAUAGGAAUGCACCAGCACAAAACAAGGAUUCUGUGAUUCCUUCUCUUGAAAGUGUGGUCUUUGGUAAUAACUACUCAAAACAGUUAACUCCAGAUGGAUGCAGUUUCAUGAUUGCAGAAUCCUUCUUACAUCAUGCCUACAAUUUCCAUUAUACACUUUGUGCCAGUUUGCUGCUAGCAUUCCAGGGAUUACACAGCUACUUCCUAAUGGUAACACAAGAGCUUCCCUCUUGUCACAGAAUAGAUUUGGCCAAGGCCAGCAUGCACGUCCUUUACGAGCGCCUUCUUGGAAGAAAAUGUCCACGAAACCAGAAAGACACAAAUAUAGAAAAAAUAGAUGUAGAAGUUCGCCUUACCGAAUUAUGUGAAGAAGUAAAGAAAAUGGAAAAUCCUGAUGAACUGGCAGAACUCAUAAAUAUGAAUCUUGCACAGCUAUGCUCACUUCUAAUGGCACUAUGGGGACAAUUUUUAGAAGUUAUAACAUUACAGGAUGAAAUAACAGCUUUAUUAGCACAAGAACAUCAUACAUUAAGGGUACGCAGGUUUUCUGAAGCAUUCUUCUGUUUUGAACAUCCAAGGCAUGCAGCCCUUGCCUAUCAGGAACUCCAUGCUCAGAGUCAUCUACAGAUGUGCACAGCUAUCAAAAAUACUUCCUUCUGCAGCUCUCUUCCACCCCUUCCUAUUGAAUGUAGUGAACUUGAUGGAGAUCUCAAUUCAUUACCUAUAAUCUUUGAAGAUAGGUAUUUAGAUUCUGUUACUGAAGACUUAGAUGCACCCUGGAUGGGAAUUCAGAAUCUUCAGAGAUCAGAGUCUAAUAGAAUGGAUAAAUAUGAGACUGAAGAAAGCCCUAUAACUGGACUUUCUAGCCCAGAGUUGAAAAUCAGACCUGCUGAUGCCUCCAAUAUAUUGUAUACAGAAGGUGAAAAGCAGCUCACAAAGUCUCUAAAAGGAAAAAAUGAAGAUUCAAAUAAAUCCAAGGUUAAGGUUACUAAACUGAUGAGAACUAUGAAAACUGAAAACACCAAAAGAGUAAUAAAACAAAACUCUAAGGACUCUGUGGUUUUGGUAGGCUACAAAUGUUUGAAAAAUACAGCAUCAGAGAACCUCUUUAAAUGCUCUGAAGGCAAGCCUUCACAUAGCCAAAAGGAAGGUCUGGAUCCCACAGUCAGGGGAUUUAAUUAUGAGACAAAGACCUGCACCAGACAGACAAAUCAAAAAGAAGUUGGCUUUUUGCCAGCUGACACAGACAGAACUGAACUAAAGCCUACAAAAAUUGAAAAUAUACAGCCAAACCAGUUUUCCUCUUUGAACUUUGGCAGCCUAAAUCUUUGUGCAAAUUUGUCCAUUUCAGGUAAACUUGGUAUCUCCCAGGACGAUAAUGACAUUACACAAGUGGAUCACAAUCUGGCAUCUGGAGGGCCAUCGGACGUUUGCCAUGAUCAUCAAACAACUGAAUCAACAGGAGUUAGGACAAUUGAAGUAAAACCAAGUAGUAAAGAUCCUUUCAGGGGAGAAAAAGUAACUGUCACAGUAGGGCACUGGACAGAAUCUCAGCAAGAUGAAAUAUUUUUAAAUAAUUCUCAGUUACACAACUUUCAGUCUAUAGAAACUAGUGAUAAAUUUAAAUCUAUAGAAGAAGGAUUAGUUUCUGAAAAGGAAAGUGUACGAGAAACAAAGUGCCGAUGUAUUGGAGAUUCUUUAAGUAAAUUAAAAAGUAAUCCAUCUGGCCUUUCUGCAAGAGAAUAUCAUGUUGUAGUAAGUACAGAUACAAUUAAGUUACCAGAUGUUAAUGUCACAUAUGCCUCCUCUAGAUUUUCAGAUUCAGGUGUUGAGAGUGAACCAAGUUCUUUUGCAACACAUCCAAACCCUGAUGUAAUAUUUGAAACCAUACAAGAAAAAGGUGCUAAUAAUGAAAAAAUGUAUCCUCAGCUUUUACUAAAACCAGAUUCUAAUAUAAAAAUUUCAUUAGAAAGCCAUUGUACAGAGAGUACAAGUGCUUUAAGUGAAAUACAGUCAUCCUUAACAUCCAUAAAUUCUCUACCUUCAGAUGAUGAUGAAUUCUCACCUGAUGAAAAUUCUAAGAAAUCUGUUGUACCUGAGUGCCAUCUAAGUGAUAGUAAAACUGUGUUAAAUUUAGGAAUGAUUGAUUUGCCAAAAUAUGAUGAUGACAGAAAGUCAAGUAUUAUUUUGCAGCAGCAGAGUGUUGUAUUUUCAGGACUUCCAUACACUGAACCUACAGCUAUAAAUUCCUUAUAUUCAAAUAUAAGAGAUUCAUUUCAGGUGGUUGCUUCAGUUGAAGAUACCUCUAGUAGUCACAGUUCACAGAAAAACUUUAACAAUGUGGGUAAGAACUCUCAAAGUCCUAAUGAACCUUUUAUCUCUACAGAGAAAGUGACUACACUAAAUUCAGAACUUAUUUAUAUGGGAGCCACUUGUGGUGUUACAGGUUCUGUUUCUAAUAAUGCAGAGUUUAGUGAAGGUAGACCUCAUGAAGAAAAAUUAGACUUCAAACAAAUGGUUGCAGAAUUACCAGUAGUUAAAAAGGAAACUCACACAGGUACAAAUGACUUUUCAUCAGCCAACAGUACUGAUAUGGUAAAAGAAGGGCUUGUGGAGAAUUAUUUUGGUUCUCAAAGUAGUACGGAUAUUUCUGUUACAUGUGCUAUUGACCACAGCAAUCCAGAUAGCCCUCAGAAGGAAAUUUCUGAAAAAGGCAUGAUUAAUCCUCAACAAGAGGAAGAGGAGGAGGAAGAGCAGGAUCAAGAAAUGAUUCAAAAUGGGUAUUAUGAGGAAACAGAUGCAGUUUUGGAUAGAGCGAUAAGUGCUCACUUGGAGAACAAUCAUGGGCUAGCAGAAGAGAAAUUUCUCCAAGCUGAAAGAAUAAACAGUGAAUAUCUGAGGGAUGUUAUAAAUAUGCCUACUGUGUGUACUCCUGGUUGUUUGUCUUUCCCAUCUGCACCAAGAGAGUCUCCUUGUAGUGUUAAGUGUUCUUCUAAAAACAAAUUUGAUGCAAUCACGAAACAACCAAGCAGCACUUCAUACAGCUCUACUUCAUCAAUUUCCUGGUAUGAAAAUUCACCCAAACCUCAAAUCCAAGCUUUUCUUCAGGCAAAGGAAGAACUAAGACAGCUUAAACUACCUGGAUUUAUGUACAGUGAUGUUCUUCAACUGGCUUCCUCAAUACCUUAUUUCAGUGUGGAAGAGGAUGAUGGUUCAGAAGAUGGAAUACAUCUCAUUGUCUGUGUCCAUGGUUUAGAUGGUAACAGUGCAGACCUUAGGUUAGUUAAAACAUAUAUUGAACUUGGACUUCCUGGAGGACGAAUAGAUUUUCUUAUGUCUGAGAGGAAUCAGAAUGACACCUUUGCUGAUUUUGAUAGCAUGACUGAUCGCCUUCUUGAUGAAAUAAUACAGUAUAUUCAAAUUUAUAGUUUAACAAUUUCAAAAAUCAGCUUUAUUGGACAUUCCUUGGGCAACUUAAUUAUCCGUUCAGUGCUUACGCGGCCUAGAUUUAAAUAUUACCUCAACAAACUUCAUACCUUUCUAUCUCUAUCUGGACCACACCUUGGUACCCUUUACAACAGUAGUGCUCUUGUGAAUACAGGUCUCUGGUUUAUGCAAAAAUGGAAAAAGUCAGGUUCUUUAUUACAACUCACAUGUCGAGACCAUUCAGACCCCAGACAAACUUUCUUAUACAAACUCAGUAAGAAAACAGGUCUUCAUUACUUCAAAAAUGUAGUAUUGGUAGGAUCUCUGCAGGACCGUUAUGUUCCAUAUCAUUCUGCCCGUAUUGAGAUGUGCAAAACAGCUUUAAAGGAUAAACAGUCAGGACCAAUUUAUGCUGAAAUGAUCCAGAACCUCCUUCUCCCAGUUCUGCAAAGCAAGGAUUGUAAUUUGAUUCGAUACAAUGUCAUCAAUGCAUUGCCCAAUACAGCUGAUUCACUUAUUGGGAGAGCUGCACAUAUUGCUGUUCUUGAUUCAGAAAUAUUUUUAGAAAAAUUUUUUCUAGUGGCUGCUCUAAAAUAUUUCCAGUAGCAUAAAAGCAUUGUUAGAGACUUGGCAAUUACCUCAUUCAUCAGUGAAUCAAAUAAUGUGUGGUAUUAAACUGUAGCUGCCACUCAGUUUCAAGAAAUAUUUAUACUUUUUAUAUGGAAGAUAAUUUAUAUCAUCCAUGUGUAGAGCUUUUUAAAUAUCAAUUUUACUUUUUAGGUAAUGUGGCUGUGCAAUAUUUUUUUAAUUUUAUUCUUUUUACUUUUCUAUUAUGUUUUCUUAUAUUUUUGGUACUUGAUUAUUCAGAGUGAAGAUUUAAGCACAAUAUGUAUAUUUGGUUGUUUAUUAUUGCCUUUCCAUCUGCAAGAGUUCUUACAUACGCCUAGGUAUUAUUAGAAUCGCUUUGGAUUUUAAAUUCUAACGUUGAGGUGUUAUGCAGUCAAUUAUGUUGAAUCUUAUAAUUUUAGAAUGUUUUAACUGGAAAUACAAUUAUGGCUGCUAAAAUAUAUAUUUUGAAAACUCUUUAUAGAUCUGAAAUUGCUCAUUAUUAUGAGUAUCCUACAUAGUUUCAACUCAGACAUCCAUAGAAUCUUAAAGGUUUUUUUUUUUUUUACAAAAAUCAUUGUUGUCAUUAUUCUUAAAUAUUUGCCACAUCUGUGCAAUUGUAUUUUCUACAUUUGAUCCCAAAAACAUAUUGUUUCACAUAUUUACUUUUAUUACUGGAACUUUUUGUGUUCAGAAGCUAGCAGUAUAUAAAGUUUUUGAAUGUUUGAAUGAUUGCAGCCUUGAUUUUGGAAUUUUGCUAAAUUUGAUAAUGUUGCUUGUAUUCCCUGAAUACGUUUCUUUAAAUUAACUUUUUUCAUGAACUUCCUUAUAUGUACAUAAAAUUCCUAAAUGUUAAAUUUUCUGCAAUACUUUUAUGAAGUUAAAUAAUUUUUAAAUAUUGUUCAAAGAUUUUAUUGAAAUACAAAAUAUUGUAAAUAAAAUAACUCAUCUUGAAACAGAACAAAGUUAUUAACUUUACAUGUUUGGUGAUACAGAUGCAAGUGUUUUUGAUAAUAUGAAAAUGUUUAAAGGUCUUUUGACUUUUUAAUGGUGCUGAGAAGCAUAAUAAGUUCAGUAUUUUUCAUUUCCCUUUUUUCAUGUUUCUACAAUAAUGCACUAAAGUGGAUAGGAAGUUCACUAAUUGUGACACAAUUUUUAAAGGAUUUGUUGUACAAUUAAUGCAUGUUUAUUUUUAGCAUUAUGUUAUGCAUCUGGCAUUAAUAAAAUUAAUGUAUGACUCUA